CUGUUUAAUAUGAACUCCAUGGAACACUCCACUAGUAAACGAUCCACCAAGCUGUGAUACAAUAAGUCAAUAAUUUAAGUAGUGACUUGGUUGUUGUGGUGGGACUAGAGGCAACUGUAACUCGGGCAUGGGUUACAUAGUUAGAGCUGGAAGUCUUCUGCUGUUAAAUACACUAAACUAUAAAUAUUCAACUCAAUACUGGCUAUAUUACAUAUAAUCAUUAUUCUUAUUGCAUUUAUGUGUUGUAAAUACAGUUGUUAAUCAACAUGUAAUAAGAUUUUAAAAAUAACUGAUUCUUCUUUUGAAAAAAUCUAUCGUCACACAAUGCAACUCUUUGCCAGGAUUGCGAACAUCCUCCCCCCAUCCUGUGGAUUAAAUCAAAGUUUCUCUAUGUCUUCACCUCAGUUAAUCAGUAAGCCUUUAAAGGUGCUGAAUGCAGACCUGAAGAAAGAACAGUGUUAGAAGGGUCCCAUACAGUCUAUGAAGCAAAGCCAGGCCUCUUACAGUGUCUUCGAGGACCACUACUGAGAAGAUCAUGGACGCCUCGAGUCCCAGAACUGAUGCUGUGUCAAUGGAGCCCAGUGCCAAGCUGUUUUGCUGUGGUUUCAUGAGGAGUUGCAUCCCUCUGGUGUUUAGAGAAGAGCUAUACCACAUCCUGCGAAUGACUGGACCCCUGCUUGUGUGCCGGUUCCUGAAUUUCCUCCUUUUCUUUGUGGUGACGAUGUUUUGUGGCCGCCUGGGGAACACUGUGCUAGCGGGUUAUGCCAUGGCCUCAGCUACAAUAAAUGUAACAGCUGCAGCAACGGGGUUGGGACUUGCUUUGGCAUGCGACACUUUGGUAUCACAGACAUUCGGGAGUAAGAACCUUCUCCGUGUAGGCGUCAUCCUGCAGAGAGGCAUCCUAAUUCUGACCCUCUUCAGUUUGCCCUGCUGGGCUUUGCUUGUAAACACCCAGCCUCUCCUUCUCUAUCUGGGGCAGGAACCCGAGGUGGCCAGGAUUGCACAGCUGUAUGUGGUUGCAUAUUUGCCAGCAAUUCCGGCCAUGUUUCUGUAUCAGCUGCAACUGUCAUAUCUUCAGAACCAGGGAGUGAUCAUGCCUCAGAUGUACGCAUCUGCAGUUACCAAUGUUGCCAAUGUGAUAGUGAACUACUUUCUGCUGUACUGGUGGGAUUUUGGGGUCUAUGGGUCUGCCGCUGCAAACACCUUUGCUCAGGUUUUUAAUUGUUUUGCCCUGUUUUGUUUCAUCCGCUGGCAGAGACUCCAUGAGAAAACUUGGGGAGGGUGGUCUUCAGAAGCCUUGCAGGAAUGGGGGUCCUACAUGAAGCUGGCCAUUCCCAGCACACUGAUGACCUGUUUUGAAUGGUGGAUCUAUGAAGUUGGAGGCUUCUUGGCAGGAAUGCUGAGUGAGGUGGACCUGGCUGCUCAACACGUGGUUAUCAUGCUGGCGUACAUCAACUACAUGAUCCCAUUAGGAAUGCAAGGUGCAGCAUGUGUUCGUGUGGGAAACGCACUUGGUGCUGGGGAAACAGCUGCUGCCAUCCUCACCAGCAAGGUGUCUCUCAUCAGUGCAGCUGUUAUAGCAAUCUUUCAAGGUUUUGUUCUGGGCUCGACAAAAACAGUCAUUGGCUACAUAUUCACUUCCGAUGAGGCUAUAGCGGAGCUUGUGUCUCACCUAAUGAACAUCUACUGCCCUCUUCAGUUCUUUAAUGGAAUACUGUGUGUUGGCAUGGGCAUUCUUCUUGGCACAGGGCAGCAGAAGAUAGCCGCUAUUGCAAACCUCUUUGGCUACUACUGCAUUGGACUCCCAUCGAGCAUUGUUCUGAUGUUCACAGCUAAAUUACAAGUUGCUGGCUUUUGGCUGGGCCUCUUUAUUGCAGUAUUUUUGCUAGCAAUUUUUUUCACUGUGGCUAUUUUUAAAUUAAACUGGAAGAAAUUGACAGAAGAGGCAAUUGAGCGUACAGGAAAGAGUGCAAAUGGAGCAGCAAAUGGAGCAGUGAACCCGAACCAUCGCAACAGCUUCUACCAGGUGGUGCUCAAUGCAGAGUUUCAGAAUGGGAAUGGAUACGUGGUUGUGAGCUCUCAGGACCAGGAUGAGGGGCUCAUCCAUACUGUGGUGCACGAUGGGCCAAACAUGACUCAAGUGGAGGAAACGCCCACAGUUCUGCUCUCUACCGCUCAGCUGAUCCUCAGGAGGGGUCUGACCACCCUCGCUGCUCUUCUCAUCCUAGCUGUAGGAAUAGCCAUCCAUCUCACUGUGCCUUUACCUGAGGUCUCUUACAGUGCUGGUGCAAAUUUUACUUUGGACUCAAACUUUACCACAGCCACUUUCAUCUAGUCAGUGAGUAUCAUUUGAAACCUGGACCUCAGAUAGAUUCACUGUGAAUAUCUCUAUGCCGUGACCAUGAGAGGUAAUGAAGAAAUUGUAUUGAAUUAGAAAAGUAGAAGAAUUUUCACAUUGGUCUGAGGCUGUAUAUUGUGACCUAGACAGAUGAUUAUAUUUUUAUUCUGCGUGCAUUUGCUUUAUCCACAGCAUUAGGCCAAGUAGUAAGAAAAUCGAGCAGCUUAGCAGGAAAAGGUCUGUUCCCCAGUGACACAGUCAUAUAAUCUCUUCACUUGACAUUUCUAGUAAGGCGGCUGGAGAAAUGCUGCCAAAAAGAAGAUGUUCUAUAAAGCCGCUGUCUUAUAUUGAGUAAUCUGUAUUAUUAAACAUGGUGGAAUGAUGGAAACUCGAAGCAAAAGUUGUCAGUUGCAUGUGGAACCUUCCUAAGGAAUCUCGCCUGACUAUAUUAAGGGGCUGUUCAAACAGAACACGUUUUUGUGUUUAAAAGUGUGAAUAGAUUAAAAGUGCAAUAGAUGUGCAUGUUUUAACAUACAGUAGCAUUCUAAAAACACAGUGUUAAAAAAAAAUUCAACUUCAUAUUUUGAUCUUUUUUUUCCAAUCAUAUUUUGUCCAUCCGAAAUACUAAGGCUCCAUCCUAAGCCUACUAAUAUAUAUUCACAUGCUGAUAUGCCUCUCAACAGCUCUGCUUGUUUGUUGCUAACUUGUUAUACUGUAUGUAAAUGUUUGAGCCACCUAUAGGCCAUUAAGAUUAACUAAUCAUAGGAAUUUUCCUGGUUAAACAGUCUGAUGUGAUUGUGACUCUGGACUGUUUUCAAAUAAGUGUCACAUGUGGAAGGCUAAUUCAGCUGCAGGGAGCAAAGAGUAAUAUUAGAGGGGUUGUUUCAUUUGAACCAAUAAAGUCUGUGACAUAAUUUAAAUUGAACAAGACAUAUAAAAACACACAUGCCCUGUGCUGAGCAGUUAGGUGUUUUUUAUUGUAAAAAGAUGACCUUUAAUUAGAUUUAAUUCAUACUUUCAAACAGCUGCAAAAGAUUGCACAUAGCUGACUUAGAGCAGUUUAUCACAAAUGAAAUUCCUGGGUCAAUAAAUCGCUAUCCCAUUACAUAGAGAGUGUCUGGGGUUAUCUGUCUUUAUCAGCUAUAUUCAGAGCCAGGUAAUUUAAGGACAAUUCAGAAAUUUUUAUAUAAAAUGCACAUCGCCAGAUCCUUGCAUCUUGGUCCAGCGUGAAAUCCAAUGACAUCUAUGUGAAAGUCAUAUUUGCAAUGUGGCAUGGUCUCAGUCGACAUAAAACAAAAGUUGUCUUCCAUGUUGCAACAUAUGUCUGAGUGAAACGUUUUUGAACUGAAA
Molecule: messenger RNA, 3688 nt
Organism: Cyprinus carpio (common carp)
Lineage: Eukaryota; Metazoa; Chordata; Actinopteri; Cypriniformes; Cyprinidae
Gene: slc47a4
Product: solute carrier family 47 member 4
Biological process (GO): xenobiotic detoxification by transmembrane export across the plasma membrane
Cellular component (GO): membrane
Molecular function (GO): xenobiotic transmembrane transporter activity; antiporter activity
Source: RefSeq, a predicted model, not a curated record